This is a messenger RNA of Phoenix dactylifera (date palm), 4845 nucleotides long. The record is from RefSeq and is a predicted model, not a curated record. Lineage: Eukaryota; Viridiplantae; Streptophyta; Magnoliopsida; Arecales; Arecaceae.
CUCUUCCGUUAUGGCUUCCGUCACGUCCGUUCCAAUCUCCUCGCUCCUCCCUUUAUCCUUCCUCCCUUCUUCCCUCGGCUCUGCUUUACCUUUCCUUCUCUUCCUCAAUCUCUGCUGUUCCAGAAGAAUCCCAUGGCGGAGACGCUCUCCAUCGCCGUACCUCCCUUGCCCUGGAGACGAAUCGUCGUGGGUUGUGGAAUGGCGGCAAUUGAUUUUGUGGCAACCGUGGAUGCUUUUCCGAAGCCUGAUGACAAGAUUAGGAGCAAAAGAUUGAAGGUUCUAGGAGGUGGAAAUGCAGGGAAUGCUUUAACAUGUGCAGCUCGUUUGGGUUUGACACCUAGGCUAAUCUCCAAGGUUGCCGAUGAUACUCAUGGUGGAUAUAUUCUAGCAGAGCUUGAAGCUGAUGGAAUUGAUAUUUCUAAUGUUGUGAUAUGUAAUGGGGGAACUUCAACUUUUUCAUAUGUGAUUGUUGAUAACCAGAUGAAAACUCGUACAUGUAUAUACACACCCGUGUACCCUGCCAUGGUACCUGAGGACUUGCCCAGAUCAAGUUUGUUAUCUGCCCUGGAUGAAGCAAAACUGGUAUAUUUUGAUGGAUGGUUGCAUAGGACUGCUUUGGUUAUUGCGCAGCAGGCAGCUGAAAUGAAUAUACCUAUUUUGAUUGAUGCAGAAACAAAUAAGUCAGGCUUGAAUGGCUUACUUGAUCUGGCAAGUUAUAUUAUAUGUUCAGAAAAAUUUCCACAGGAGUGGACAUCAAUCCCAUCCAUUACAUAUGCAUUAGUAUCCAUUCUUCUACGGUUUCCUCAUGUCAGAUUUGCAAUUGCAACCCUUGGAGAAAAAGGCUGUAUAAUGCUUGAGAGGAGCAUAGAUGAUGAAGGUUCUGAUAUAGAUGAAACCGAUGUAGAGAACUUGCUUGAAUCGCUAAAGAUGAGAGUUGAUAAAGAUAAUGUGCUCCCAUCAUGUGUAUCAUCUGAGUGCAUGAGGUUAUGUGCCCCUGGAGUAGGCACUAUUAGUGGGAGAUUGCUUUUAGGCACAGCAGAGAUCAUACCUUCUUCAGAGAUCGUUGACACCACAGGUGCUGGAGAUGCAUUUAUUGGAGCAAUCCUUUAUGGGCACUUUCUCUGGACUCAGCAUGUCAUUAGAAGUUUCUACCUUCGGUGAAUCAAGAUGAGAUUGGGAGAGUCACAUUGGUUGUUGAGAUUUUUUUAAAAUAAAUCUCUUUGAAAGAUUCUUCAAAACAUAUGAUGUUCUUCUUGUGCAAUGAAAUUCUGAAGUUAAAAAAAAGUAAAUAUUGAUGCAUGCUUUUUAUUAAAAAAAGUAAGAAGUAUGUAUAGAUGCAUGGACAACCAUACAACUUCGGGUUUACGUAGAAAUUGGAAAGAUGUCCAUUUUCUUCUAAUUUCUGAAGGGUGUUACUUGUCCAUGUAUAAAGGAUAUUAGGGAAGUGUUCUCUGCUCUAGUUAUGUUUUAGCAUUUAUUCUUGCUUGGAAGUAGGCUUAACUUUAGAAUGGGUGCUUGUGUUGCAUGUGGUGUCUUUCUAAAAUGCAUUAUUGGGCUUCAAAUAAGAAAAAAAAUAUUCACGUCUUCUUUGAUCUUUGAUCGUUUUUAUUUGACCUUCUCAUGUCUUCACUCUCCAUCUGUAAGCUUUAAAUAUUCCUAAGAUAUGUAUAUGAAGAGAUUCUGGAUGUGCAAGCAAACGACUACUUUCUUGAAGUGGAUUUAAUGUUUGGCAAUCAGUUGAGAUUUGGGAGUUUCUUGACAUUUGUUUACUGGAGAUAUGGUGAAAAAUAGAACAAUAUACCAAUGUCUCUGUUUCCUUGUACAUACGGCAAAGGACCUCUUAGUCCUAGUGACAUUUGCUGCCUCUGCGAGCCCUGAUGCAAUAGAAUGACUGUCUUUGUAAACUCCAGCAAAGAGGUAAUGUAUCUAUGACAUACAUGUGUUCAAUAUGAUAGCUGAGAUCUUUUUCGGAAUAUGAAGUUAGCUGGUACAACUGAACCUCGGAAUGUCUCUCUGAACUCUAUGAGAUAAUCACUCGCAUCAUUUAAAAGGAUUCAUGGCAAUGGUCAAAUUUCCACCUGUGUGCAUAUUAUUUUAGGCUUUUGCUAAUUCGGUCUCUAUCCGUCCAAGAGCAAAAGCUGAUUUUUUCCUCAAUGAGCGCACACUGAGCUGGAGAAUCCUUUCUACAAGUCAUGGCCAGGUGGUUAUCCUAUGUUAGGACUUAGGAUGUUGAGACAACCAAGCUCUUCACUAACCCACUAGCCAGUAUGUUGCUUGAAUCAGUCUCCUUUGAUUUGCAUUCGUCUUCUACGUUCACUUCAUUCCGGCAAAAGAAGAAGGUACCUAACUCUUCUUUUUAAUUCUUUUAUCCAUCUGAAUUGUUAGUUGUUUCUUUGCUAUGAAAAUCACAUAGUUAUUGUGAGCCGGUUGUAAUGUAUCUGGGUGUGGGACAUAAUUUGCUACUUUAGUUCUCAUAUCCUCGAUAUUUUGUUCAGUUGCUGGCUUAGGCAUAUAGAUGAAUUCUUCUUGUCACCCAUUGUUCAUUCGCUAUGUUUUGGUUGUCAUACAAAAUUUUUGAACCUCUGUUCUUACAAUAUUCCUCCUUUGUUGCGUGACAUGAUCUUCUAGUGAUUAGCACUCACUAGGAUGCUGGUGAUGACUGACUGAAUUAUUAAUAUUGUCUAAUCCAAGGUAUGCCAAACUGGUACCGGUUGCGUACCGGUCGGCUACUGGACCGGUUCGGACCAAAUCGAACCAAUAUCAAACCGGUACCUUGAUUUGACCACAACGCGGAUGCACUGUGGCAAAAAAAAAAUGAACUGGUGCGAAUGGAUCGGUUCGCACCGAUUCCUAGCCGAACCGGACGGAAUUGGUUCCGUCUGGUAUGCCUUAAGUACCGGCCGGUUCCGGCCUGUACAGGCCAGUUUCGGGCUGAAACCGUUUUCCACCACCGAACCGGACCGGUUAGGUACGGGUUAAACCGGCUGGUACGAGCAGCAUUUCUUGGUCUAAUCUCCAGGCUAAUGAGACCAUCUUACUUGCAUUUUUGUGGUUAAAAUGCCUCCAUGAUAUGGAGUCUCACAGUUUGGCAUUCAUCAUCAUUGGUAUACAAGGGACCAUUUUUAGGCAUAAUUUUGAACAGUUUCUUCUGCAGAUUGUGAUUUCAUGGAAGCUGGGUUAAUCCUGUCUCUUUGGCAUCUAACUCAAAGUAGCAUCAGUUGAUCCACAAUCUUCUGAAUAUAUAUUUUUUUUCCUUCAGAGGUACAUGUUCUGUCCUGGCAAAGCAUGUGCCAUUCUGGCACGUGUUUGGCAUGGUAUGAGGCUAUGAGCAUAGAUGUCUAAAUCCUUGAUUUUGAAUGGGAAUUAUGACGGGCCAAUUAGGUUGUUCCAGUGUUGGAAUAUAUUAUCUCCAUGCUUGUUGGAAUUUGACCCUGCAAGCAUAUCAGAUGUUCACAAGGAAAGCAAUGGUGCUGAAGACAAGACUAGAUAGCCGAGCAGAAGUACCAACUGCUUUGUUGAUCUGGGAGGAGAAUAUCCUAUUUGAAGUUUCACCUAUGAAACAGUUAGAUCUAGCAAGCUGUAUGUUUCAAGGUUGUAACUAGCAUGGAGCUACUAUUUAGUCUAAUGGCUAACUUAUCAGGAAAAAGCACUAGGACUGUUUCAACUUAUCCUGAUAGAAGUGGUUUAAAAAGUCCACGUGCACUCAAAGGCUCUAUGAUACAGUUGUUGGGUCUGAGCUGGCUGCCUGAAGUGCUCUUAUAUGUCUUAUUUUAUAGUUGUUCAGCUUUCUGACUGGUUGGUAGAUACACUAGUAACACCACAAGAGCUUCAGGUUUUAUAACUCCUUCCCUGUCAAGGAGUUUCAAUGGUGAUUCCUUUGCGAAUUUAACUCUCUCUAGCGCACCAAAAUCCUCUUUAAUGUUAAAUUUAGGAGCUGCCUAUUCAAUGAUAUUCAUUCAUCAUCCUUGCAGUUUGUUUACAUGUCCUGUUAAAGACUUUUCACACCUUUGGUCCUUUUCACUUGCAUUGCCUUGUAUCACUUUUAUCCUGUACUAGGAUUAUUGAAUGGUUUGUAGAAAACAGUGAUGAGUCACAUGUUGCUCUCUAUAUGGAUAAUGUUUGAAAGGUAAGGUAUAGAAACAUGCUUUUUGGGGAACUAAUGGGUGCCCCAAAGCAUUCUUGUUUCUUUUAUGUUGCUGACUAACCUGCCCUUUUCAUACUUGCUAGUUUAUGUCAUACUUGUAGACACUUUAACAUUUUAUUUCUUUUUUUGCACUAUUAUUAGCACUGUGUGCAGAGAUGCCCCCGGAGAAGAUGUUGCCUUUUGCUGCUCAAGUGGUAAAGUUGUUCUUCCCUUUUUAUCUGCAUGGUUCGUAGUACCUUUAUAAAAUUUACUUCAUUAAUCACUACCAAAUGGAAAGACUCGACAAAGCAAAAUGUCGUCAAAAAGAAAGGGAAGAUGUCUGCACAUAGAACUCAUUUUCUAUAUCAGAAUAUUUCAGAUGUCAUCAUAAAUUAUUUUCGCAUUUUGUCUAUUCACCAUUCACAUGAAAUGGGCAUUAUGUCGUUUGAUCGCAGGCUGCCUUAUGCUGUAGAGCACUUGGUGCUCGGACUGGUUUACCUCGACGGAUGGAUCCUCGCCUGGCUCCAUUCUUACAAUAGACUGUUACUCCUAUAAGAAGUUCGAUGCUGUGAAAUUUUAGCAUGGAACUCUUUAAUAGCCAGUAUCACACUUGGACAAGCAGCAUGUAUCAAAAAUGAUGGAAACUCUUUUGUAACAUUCUUACUGAUAAUUUCACUUAGAUAAUUUAUGUAGUUUAACAUUCUCUUAUAAAAUUUCACCUA